Molecule: messenger RNA, 1864 nt
Organism: Salvia splendens (bonfire salvia)
Lineage: Eukaryota; Viridiplantae; Streptophyta; Magnoliopsida; Lamiales; Lamiaceae
Product: UDP-glucuronate:xylan alpha-glucuronosyltransferase 2
Exons: 4
Coding region: 1-1752 (583 amino acids)
Molecular function (GO): glycosyltransferase activity
Source: RefSeq, a predicted model, not a curated record
AUGGCACCAAAGAAAAUGAUGUCUACUUCCGCAAAAUCUCUCAUCAUAAGAAUCAAUCUCUCCUUCGUGGCAUUCCUCAUAGUCUUCUACGCCACCCUCCUCCUCUGCCCCUCCGCCUCCAACGACAGCCACCGUGUCGCCUCCUUUGUCCGCUGCUCCCUCCUCAAUUGCCGCCAUAAGGGCGAAAGUGGGACCAUGAUGGUUCUAGAAGAUUCCGCCGCCGGCGGGAAGGAGAAACCGCGAAGGGAGUUGAUCAAGAAAGAGAUUCCGAGUUUCUUGAGCAGCAUCGGCCGUGGAAUGAAGAUCGGAAUGAUUAACAUGGAGGAUGAAGACGUGUCGGCAUGGAGCAGCUCCGGCGAGAUUAUUCCGGUGACGUUCGAGAAGGUUCCGGCGGAGCUCCGGUGGAAUUCGAUUUUUCCGGCGUGGAUCAACGAGGAGGAGGGAUAUUCCGGCGCGAGGUGCCCGGAGAUUCCGAUGCCGGAUUGGGAGGCGUAUGGCUACAUGGACGUGGUGGUGGCAAAGAUGCCGUGCCGGGAGCCGGAGGAGGGGUUGAGCCGGGACGUGUUCCGGCUGCAGGUGCAUUUGGCGGCGGCCAACAUGGCGGUGAGGCGGGGGAGGCGGGAUGGGGGUGGGCGGGCGAAGGUGGUGGUGCUGAGCGAGUGCCCCCCUAUGCCGGAGUUUUUCCGGUGCGAGGAGGUGGCGGGGAGGGAGGGGCGGUGGCGGUUCUACCGGCCGGAGAUGUGGCGGUUGGAGCAAAAGGUUUCUUUGCCGGUUGGCUCUUGCGAAUUGGCUCUGCCUUUAUGGGAUAAAGGAGCAGUCAAUGAAAUAUACGAUGUUUCAAAAGUGGAAGCCAUUACCCUAAAAUCUCAUAAAAGAGAAGCUUAUGCCACAGUUCUCCACUCUUCCGAGUCCUAUGUUUGUGGGGCUAUAACCCUAGCCCAAACCUUGAUCCAGACCCGUACCCGGCGCGACCUAAUCCUUCUCCUAGACACGUCCAUUUCAGAGCCCUCCAGGGUCGCCCUCAGGAGAGCCGGGUGGCAACUCCGUUCCAUCAAACGGAUUCGGAACCCGAGAAUGAAGAAGAAAUCGUACAACGAAUACAAUUACAGCAAGUUCCGGCUAUGGCAGCUCACCGAUUACGACAAGGUCAUUUUCAUAGACGCCGACAUUAUCGUGUUGCGCAACAUCAAUUUCCUAUUCCACCUUCCUCAGAUGUCCGCCGUUGGCAACAACGACCACAUCUUCAAUUCCGGAAUCAUGGUGAUUGAGCCAUCAAACUGCACAUUCCGGAUGAUGAUGCGCCGCCGCAAUGACAUAAACUCCUACAACGGCGGCGACCAAGGCUUCUUAAACGAGGUCUUCGUGUGGUGGCACCGCCUCCCCAGCUGCAUCAACUUCUUCAAGAUCUUCCCGCCCAACUCCUCCGGCAAAGCCCGGGUCAAGAACCGGCUGUUCGGGUUGGACCCUCCGGAGCUCUACUCGAUCCACUACUUCGGGUUGAAGCCGUGGAUGUGCUACAGGGACUACGACUGCAAUUGGGACGUCGCCGACCAGCGCCUCUACGCCAGCGACGACGCCCACCGCCGCUGGUGGAAGGUGCACGACGCCAUGCCGUUAGACCUGCAGCGGCUCUGCGGCCUCUCGGGGCGGAGGAAGAGCGAGUUGGAGUGGAAUCGGAAGGUCGCCGGAGAAUUAGGGUUUGAGGAUCAACAUUGGAAGAUCAAUGUUACUGAUCCUAGGAAAUUUAUUUGAUAGUGAAAUACGAGAUGUAACAUAUUGUUUGUUGAUUUUAUUUUUGAUUUAUUUGUGCAUGUAAAGUGUAAAGAUAUGGAGUAAUCUAUAAGAGUUGAUGCAUGAAUUUAUU